Chrysemys picta bellii (western painted turtle) is the source of this 1612-nucleotide messenger RNA. The record is from RefSeq and is a predicted model, not a curated record. Lineage: Eukaryota; Metazoa; Chordata; Testudines; Emydidae.
GUCAGUGUCUCUCGAUACUGCUGUUCAUCUCACUGUGGGAUAUUGUACUCUCUUUCAGAGAAGCAGAGACUUUCAAGGAACAAGGAAAUGCUUAUUAUGCCAAGAAAGAUUACAAUGAAGCGUACAACUACUACACAAAAGCCAUAGACGCAUGUCCUAACAAUGCCAGUUAUUAUGGUAACAGAGCAGCCACCCUAAUGAUGUUGGGGAAGUUCCGGGAAGCACUGGGAGAUGCCCAACAGUCAGUCCGAUUGGAUGAUACCUUUGUACGGUUGAAGAAUGCGAGCGCCGUGCUGGAAUACGAGAGAAUAGCUGAAAUUGAUUUUGAGAAACGAGAUUUCAGGAAGGUCGUGUUCUGCAUGGACCGUGCUUUGGAGUUCGCUCCUGCCUGUCAUAGGUUCAAAAUCCUCAAGGCCGAAUGUUUGGCACUGCUGGGUCGCUAUCCAGAAGCACAGUCUGUAGCGAGCGACAUCUUACGGAUGGACUCCACAAACGCAGAUGCCCUUUAUGUCCGAGGUCUUUGCCUUUACUAUGAAGACUGUAUCGAGAAGGCCGUGCAGUUCUUCAUCCAGGCACUCAGGAUGGCCCCCGAUCACGAGAAAGCAUGUCUCGCCUGCCGAAAUGCCAAAGCACUUAAAGCAAAGAAAGAAGAUGGAAAUAAAGCUUUUAAAGAAGGCAAUUACAAACUAGCAUAUGAACUGUACACAGAAGCACUGGGGAUAGACCCAAAUAACAUAAAAACAAAUGCCAAACUCUACUGUAACCGGGGAACGGUUAAUUCAAAGCUUAGGAAACUAGAAGACGCAAUAGACGACUGCACAAAUGCAAUAAAACUGGAUGACACGUAUAUCAAAGCAUACCUGAGGAGAGCACAAUGUUACAUGGACACAGAACAAUACGAAGAUGCUGUGAGGGAUUAUGAAAAAGUUUACCAGACAGAGAAAACAAAAGAACACAAGCAAUUCCUAAAGAAUGCACAGGUGGAACUGAAAAAGAGCAAAAGGAAAGACUACUAUAAAAUCCUCGGGGUGGACAAAAACGCCUCCGAAGACGAGAUCAAGAAGGCCUAUAGGAAACGGGCACUCAUGCAUCACCCAGACCGGCACAGUGGGGCGAGUGCAGAAAUACAGAAAGAAGAGGAGAAGAAGUUCAAAGAAGUCGGAGAAGCCUUCACCAUCCUGUCGGAUCCCAAGAAGAAGGCUCGCUACGACAGUGGGCAGGAUCUGGAGGAGGAUGGCAUGAACAUGGCAGAUUUUGAUGCUAACAAUAUCUUCAAGGCUUUCUUUGGUGGGCCAGGUGGCUUCAGUUUUGAAGCUUCUGGGCCAGGAAAUUUCUUUUUCCAGUUUGGCUAAAAUAAAAACAUACAAACCACAUACACCCACCUGAAAUCCUCGUUUUAACCGUGAAUACGGACAUAAUUAGACUCCUGCCUUCAUCAUGUCUCAUUGUACUUAGAGCAGUUUCAUUUUCUCAGUUGGAAACCUCUCUGUUGUGUGCUUUGUGUGAGAAGAGGAAACCAGCGCUGAAGAGAGGGGCGGGGAAGGCUUGUGAAUUUUGUUUUACUGUUAACUUUAUUAAAAAAAAUAAAAUGUUUUGAAUCUUUUGGUCCCUC